AUGGAUUCAUACGAUCUGUUCAAACAGCAAAUCUCCCAAAAACUGGCCACUUUCAAGCAGGAGAGAACCGAAUCAAUUAUCGAGCCAUUGGCCAUCAUUGCCGAUGAGUCGGCCCUCAACGAAAAAGUCCGCCAGAAAGUGAACCUAGUGUUGACAAUGGUUGUCCCGCUCAUCGCCUCGAUAGGGCAUGCAGGGGUGGCGGUCUUUAACUCGGGAGCAAAGACACUAAAGCAGCGAAUGGAAGACCUUGCUAGUGCGGAUCGACGGUUGCGAGAACAGCUGUUCCAGGAUAUUACUCAAGUGUUACAGGCCGAGAAGGGCAUCAUUAAGCAACCGGAAAUGGGAGUGGCCGAAUAUGCAGAGCUGGCAGCCGGCUUCAUCUUGCCUGGAUGCCGAUCGACGAUAUUUGCUGGCGGAUUGGUGGGGAAAAGCAUUGGUGGAUUGGAUAUUACGGAAAAGCUAUUCGGCCGUCUCUUUGUGGGGACAACAUUGCUGGAGGGCUCAAAAACGAUCAAAAGGGCCAAUUUCACGAUGCUGUCAUCAAGACAAUCGAAGAGC
Mesorhabditis spiculigera is the source of this 558-nucleotide messenger RNA. Lineage: Eukaryota; Metazoa; Nematoda; Chromadorea; Rhabditida; Rhabditidae. The record is from the annotation of a GenBank genome assembly.